Vitrella brassicaformis is the source of this 935-nucleotide messenger RNA. The record is from the annotation of a GenBank genome assembly. Lineage: Eukaryota; Vitrellaceae.
AUGCGUCCUGCCACCAGACUGCUCACGAUCACUGCAGCAGUGGCCAUAUUUGUCGUGGCCGCAUCGCAUGACACAGGUACAUCAGCGAGGCAAGGCCACAAUGUCAUCCCCUGGACCAUAAUGUUGUGUUUGCAGACCCAUCAGAUGUGGUGAUUGAGGAGGAGACCAUCAUUGCAGAGGGCAUCACGGACGGCGGACAAACGCUCUAUGGCGUAGUGGAGCAGGACAUUGUCGAGCUCCCUGCCUCGCCCACAGCCGUUAAUGAUCCAUCAGCAGGGAACAGCCAAAGUGACGAACUGGAGAUGCUGGUGAUGUACGAGACAGAGCCUAAGAAGGGUGACUCGUCUGUUGGUCUGCACUGCGACAAACGCCUAAGACGGCUACAGGGCAUCAGUAAGCAGAGGGCAAGGUGGACAGAGACAGGGGGAUGUGUCGACUCUGUGUCUCUGUUCAGUUGACCCAAAGGACACGCCUGGCGGAAGUAAGGACAGAGGGAUGUCAUGACAUCACCCGAGGAGACCUCCCGAUUGUUGCCUGUAUGUGUGCAUGGGUGUGUGGAUGUGUGUAUGCAGAGCGCAAGCAUCCGAAAACAUCUAUGUUGGAGGACAUCAUCGGCGCCAACUGGUACAAAAACGACCUCAACUACUUCGCAUACGCCAGCACCGCCACACGCAGAGGAGCGAUAAUGACGAGGGUACCUGUUUUGACAGCACUCUUGUUGCUGUUCGCUUUGUGGUGAUGGUCGAUAUGGACUGUAAGUUGUGAUGACAUCUCAUCUGUGAGUUUGAAGGCCACUCUGACACGCACACAGCAGUCCAAAUGAGGCGGGCAGAACUCUCAUGCACUGAACGACACAGCUACAAUAUGCGAAUGUAUGUCCUUACUAUCCUCAGACACAAAAUCUGCUCGUAUAUGUUGUGUCGGACACAUCUCAC